Molecule: messenger RNA, 8124 nt
Organism: Nothobranchius furzeri (turquoise killifish)
Lineage: Eukaryota; Metazoa; Chordata; Actinopteri; Cyprinodontiformes; Nothobranchiidae
Gene: scube1
Product: signal peptide, CUB domain, EGF-like 1
Biological process (GO): signal transduction
Cellular component (GO): cell surface
Molecular function (GO): calcium ion binding
Source: RefSeq, a predicted model, not a curated record
CUGCAGCUGUCCACCGAGAGACGGUCCUUCUUCUCCUCUCCUGUCGGACGAACAUUCACACGCGCACCUCUGCGCACGCACACACACGCACACUUUCCCUCUUUCUCUCCCUUUCUCUUUCUCUCUCUCUCUCACGCGCGCGCGCACUGACUCAGUCCAGGUCCCAGAGCCCUCAGAAGCCCCGCUGGAUCCUCACAUCGCCUGUCAGCAUGGGGAUCGCUUGUUUUUCCCGGGACGUUUGUUUGUUUAUCCUCCUCAUAAAUACUUGCAGGGUGAUGGGGAAUGUCGGGCUCGCAGAUGUAGAUGAGUGUGCAGAAGGUUCAGAUGACUGCCAUAUUGAUGCUCUCUGCCAGAACACACCCAAGUCUUACAACUGCAUCUGCAAGCCAGGUUAUAAAGGAGAUGGCAAGGAAUGCGAAGAUGUGGAUGAAUGUGAGAAUGACUACAACGGAGGCUGUGUUCACGAGUGCAUCAACAUUCCGGGGAACUAUAGGUGUACCUGCUAUGAUGGAUUCAUGCUGGCCCACGACGGACACAACUGUUUAGAUGUGGACGAGUGUUUGGACAACAAUGGUGGAUGUCAGCAAGUGUGUGUCAACACAAUGGGAAGCUACGAGUGCAAAUGUAAAGUCGGCUUUUUCCUGAGUGACAAUCAGCAUACCUGCAUCCACCGCUCUGACGAUGGAAUGAACUGCAUGAACAAGGACCAUGGCUGUGCUCAUAUCUGCAGAGAGGCUCCAGGCAAAGGCGGGGUGUCUUGCGAGUGCCGACCCGGCUUUGAGUUGGCCAAAAACCAGAAAGACUGUACAUUGACAUGUAACUAUGGGAAUGGUGGUUGCCAGCACACAUGUGACGACACAGACACAGGGCCGGUUUGUGGCUGCCACCAAAAGUAUGCCCUGCACUCGGACAGCAAGACCUGCAUUGAGAAAGAUGAGGCUGCAAUUGAGAGCUCUGAGUUCAAUGCCACGUCAGUAGCUGAUGUGGACAAGCGGGUGAAACGGCGGCUACAUAUGGAGACCUGCGCUGUAAACAAUGGGGGCUGUGACAGGACAUGUAAGGACACAGCCACCGGGGUGCGCUGCAGCUGCCCUGUAGGAUUCACCCUGCAGCCUGAUGGCAAAACCUGCAAAGAUAUCGAUGAAUGCAAGGACAACAAUGGAGGCUGUGACCACUUUUGUCGAAACACGGUGGGCUCUUUUGAGUGCAGCUGCCAAAAAGGCCAUAAACUUCUCACAGACGAGCGAACAUGCCAAGAUAUCGACGAAUGCUCCUUUGCGAGGGCCUGCGACCACACAUGUGUCAACUAUCCUGGCAGCUUUGAGUGUUUGUGCCAAAAAGGCUACAUCCUCUAUGGACUCACUCACUGUGGGGAUAUUGAUGAGUGCAGCAUCAACAAUGGAAGCUGUGAGUUUGGCUGCAUAAACACACAGGGUAGCUAUGAGUGUGUGUGUCCACCCGGACAACAGCUUCACUGGAAUAAGAAGGACUGCAUUGAGGCUGUGAAAUGUCUCCCCAAUGGAAAACCAGCACCACGAGCCCAGCUGACAUGCACCAGGAAUGCAGGAGCAGAGGUCUGCUCACUGUCAUGCCCGUCCAAUGCUCACUUUCUCGCAGAUCCGGAGAACUACACGCUGAGCUGUGGAGUUUCCGUCCAGCCUGGUAAUACUCCUCCGAAGACUAAUGCCACUUCUGCUUUACCAUCUUGUGCUGAUCCACUGGCCCCUCCCAUAAAGCAGAAGGCUAAGUUUAAGAUCAAGGAUGCAAAGUGUCACCUGAGUCCCCGCAACAAGGAGAAGCACAAAGACUUAUCCAAGCAGAAUAUCCAAGGAGGCCAGUUCCCCUGCACAGAUGAUUGUCAAGUAACAUUUGUCAACCUCAAAUGUGACUCAUCAAAAAAGCGUCGUAGAGGUCGCAAAUCUCCAUCGAAAGAGGUUUCCCUCAUCACGGCCGAGUUUGAAAUGGAGAUGAAGGAGGAUGAAGCAUCAGACUCCUGCAACGUCGACUGUGUUCGGAACAAAAUGAAGCAGAAGCUGCAGAGUGCCAUGCGGACACUCAGGAAGUCCAUCAACAAACAACAGUUCUACAUCCAGUUUUCUGGAACAGAGUAUGAAGUGGCCCAGAAACCUUCCAGGAUACCAGAGGGAGUUGAGACCUGCAGUACGGGCCAAGUCUUCCAAGAUGGAAAAUGCGUGGGCUGUAGUGUAGGCACGUUUUACAGUGGGAAGCAGGAGCAGUGUGUCCAGUGUCCUCCGGGAACAUACCAGGACAUGGAAGGGCAGCUGUCCUGUGAGCCAUGUCCUGGUACUGAAGAACAAGGAAUCACUGGUGCCAAGAAUGUGUCUCAGUGUGGAGGUCAGUGUCCAGCAGGUCAGUUUUCUGCCGAUGGGUUCCGGCCGUGCCAGUCUUGUCCUGUAGGCUCCUACCAGCCAGAACCGGGUCGGGUUAUGUGCUUCCCAUGCGGGGGAGGCCUCAUGACCAAGUAUGAAGGUUCUGUUUCCUUCAGGGAUUGUGAGGCCAAAGUCCACUGUGCUCCAGGACAUCACUACAACUCCAGUACCCAUCGCUGCAUCCGCUGUCCAGCAGGGACAUACCAGUCUGAGUUUGGACAAAACUACUGCAUCGCCUGCCCUGGAAACACCACAACUGACUUUGAUGGUGCCACUAAUGUAUCCCACUGCAAAAACCAGCUGUGUGGAGGGGAACUGGGAGACUACACUGGCUACAUCGAGUCCCCUAACUACCCAGGAGAUUACCCGUCCAACGUGGAUUGUGUCUGGACCAUAAAUCCACCACAUAAAAGGCGCAUCCUCAUUGUUGUGCCUGAGAUUUUCCUCCCCAUCGAAGAUGAAUGUGGAGAUGUGCUGGUUAUGAGAAAGAGUGCGCUGCCCACCUCCAUCACGACCUAUGAGACAUGUCAGACCUAUGAGCGGCCCAUCGCCUUCACCUCCCGCUCACGAAAGCUUUGGAUUCAGUUUAAGUCCAAUGAGGGGAACAGUGGGAAAGGCUUUCAGGUUCCAUAUGUCACCUAUGACGAGGACUACCAGCAGCUGAUAGAGGAUAUAGUCCGUGAUGGAAGGCUUUACGCAUCUGAAAACCACCAAGAGAUACUUAAGGACAAGAAGUUAAUAAAGGCUCUCUUUGACGUACUUGCUCACCCCCAGAACUACUUCAAGUACACAUCAGCAGAGUCCAGAGAGAUGUUCCCUCGCUCCUUCAUCAAACUUCUGCGCUCCAAAGUGACUAGGUUCCUUCGACCAUACAAAUAGAAGGGGAAUGUGCACUUUUUUCUUUUUAUUAAAGGUCGUCUCAUCCUGCAUCAUUUAAAAUUCAGCAACUGACACAUAAGUCCCUGAACAACUUCUGCCCCUCUACAGAAAUCCAACCGUUUGUGGCCAAAAACCUCGCCCUCGGUCUUUCUUGUCACACGAUGCCUUUCAGUGUCCCUCACCCUCUCAGCAUGAAUGCACAAUUAAACAGCUUCCCGCCAGUCAACUCCACGGUUUGACAAAUACAGGUGUCUGAAAGCCAGCAUCCACAUGUUUCAGUAUAGAACAAAUUCACUUAGUAUUUGAUUUUUAAUAUAUUUUUCUUAACUUUGAUCAUAUAGAAGCAUAUAGAAUUUUAAAUAAUGCACUAUAGAUUAAAAGCACAGUACUAAUGAUCCUAAUGAAGCUCUGGUUUGUAAAUGUUAGGGCACAACUUGGUGUCCUCUGAAUCCAGAAUGAUCUAAACUCCCUAUCUCUGAGCAGUUUUGGGUGUAGGAUGCCUGUAAGUAAUUAAUUUACAGUUUUAUUUUAAAUCAAGCCAUAAGAAUUUCACGCAAACAAUGAGCCUGCUUAGAAAAAAAAACAUUUGAAAAUAGGCUGGCAGGUCUUUAUCUUCUCCUGACACGACUGGAAGACUGGAAAGAAGGCAAAACAGCUGCAGAAUAAUUAGUACGUUCUUUUCAAAGCUGAAUAAUGUGAAACAGAAAGUUUUUAAAUAGGGUUUCCACGAAUCACUUAGAUAUUUUUCAGACUUGAGUUGUUAUAAGAGUUAUAAAAGAGCACGUUCUCUGCAGAAUUCCAGCUUCUGUGGAAAAAGUGUUUUGUUGUUGCUCUGUGUAAAAAUCAUAAAAAAGAAACAAAGCAACAAGGGUUCAUUCUUGUGCCUGUUUAUAGUAUGCUGCCUAAAUACACAUGUCAUAAUAACGCUUUCAUUUAAUGUCCUUAAUUUGAGCAUUAUUGCCACCUAGUGGCUCCUUAAUGUCAAAAACUUGCUUCAUCAUCUGGAUUGCGAUGUUUUCCUCUUGAUUUAAAAUGGAUAAUUUGUAUUUCAUAGAAUGAUUCAUGUUGAUAGGACUCAACAGGUAAAAUCAAGAAAGACGUUUGAUAAAGUAAAAUCUGAGAUCUAAACAAGAGACUAGAAAGGCCUACAACUGUACCUGGACACGGGCCUAGCAACAGAUGGGACCAGGUGAGGUAAUGAGAAGAUGAGUGGCAGUUUAGUGGCAGGCAAACAAGAGCUGAGGGGACACAUAGACCACCAAACAACUAACCCCAUGGCUGGAGCCAGGUUUUCUGGUUGGCCCGCUUUGUUGAGCUGAAAGCUUUCAGGAUCAUGGAGGAUGGGAGGAUGUGAGUGUGGACAGAUCACCAUGGUAACAGAUAACUGGUACAGUGAUUCUGUUCUUAAUGAAACCCAUCCUUCUGUUAACUUUAACAGCUAAUCAGUAGGGUCAUAAGGGGCGGGGGUGGGGGUGGGGUGGGGGGUUAACUCCUGCUGCAGCUAUAGCAGGAGAGGCCUGGACAGGUCGCCUGUCCAUCAUAGGGACACAGAGACAAACAACCAGUCACACCCUCACUCAGACUGUCCCACAUCAGCCUGACAUGCAUUGGGAGGAAACCGUAACACCCAAAGAAGACCCACACGUGCAUGGGGAGAACAUGCUAGCUCCCGACAGAUGGGUCAUAAGUAGGAUAAAUUAUGUCUACCACUUCUUCUGAAGUACUUCAUACACCUUUAAUUUGAGCUUGGCUGUUUUCACCCAUUUUUUAUGGUCUGUGUGCUUUUAGACCUUAACCCCAAAAGCCCUCUUAUAACUUUUGAUUAAGAAAUAGUUUCUGCAGUGUUUCGUUACAAAGUUUUCAGGUUGGGAGCCAUCUUUAGCAUGUUAGAUAUGACAGUUUUUUGGAUUAAUCUUUGUCGCAAAAACACAUUUCAUAAAAUAUGUGAAAAGUUUAUUUUGUUUAUUUUGAACUUCAAGUUUGUCAGAAAGGAGCAUCAAUAAACAUCAGUUAUAAAUAAAAUGUAGGCUGGAGAAAAAUAAACAAGGAAGUCAUGUUGAGAUUAAACUGGAAACAUCCAGAUAAGAGUUAACAUGUUUAGACAAAAAAGUUUUGUUUUUAUUACUGUUGUAACCAAGAAAUAUGGAUAAUUUUGCUCAGUAAACUAUAAAAAAAAGAUGCAAUUUUCAAUAUGAGGUUCAUUUUGUUGCCUGCUUCCUUCAAUCCUUCACAAUAAGAGUCUCAAACAUGCCCACAUGCUACAAAAGUGCUCGAGUAUUGUUGGGCAAUCUAAUUAAACAAGCUACUUGCAUUAGCUUCAGAUGAUUGAGACUUUUAUUGUGAAGGAUUUAAAGGCAUUCUUAGAGGUCUGCCUAUUUUUUUUUAUAGUUUAGUCAGUAAAAUACACCAAAAACCUUCUGUUACAAUACUUCCUCCAUUCUUCACAAACUACUUAAUACUUUUCCCCUCAACAUUCCAACUUUUAUCUUGACAUCAACUCUUUUUAUUUUGAAAUUUCAUCAACUAGACACCAAACCUCUUUGAUAGAAACUCUAUCAGCAGGCCACCAUCGGCAAACCAGAAUCAGUCGGACCUGUUUGUGCUGUGCUCCACGUGUGUUCUCCUUUUCCUUACUCCUACUCUCUACCUCCUAAAUGUUUAACCUCUUUGGGCCCGUUUGUUUUUGCUCUGCUCCACGUCUCGCUCCUUCCUGUCAUUUACAUCAAGCUAGUCAGAACUCGCAGAGCUCUAUGUUGCUUUACGUUUUUGUCAUGAUGUAUGGACCAAGCCUGAUGAGAAACGAACCCACAGAAAACAUGCUUGUCUCCUAAACUGUGUUUGGUUUUUAUGUGGCCUGAUGUGCACAAGUCAGAUGAAAACACAACUAGUGCACUUAAAACACACCAUUUACACAGAAAAGUCAUUGAAAUCUAAACACACAGAUGUUCACUCCUGAGUGUGUGCUUCACCAGCCCAAAGAGAGAUGACCUGGGCUAAAUCACAAAGUCCAGAUUAUACUUUCGAAUAAAAUUAUAAGAUGAGAUUAACUACCUACAAGUAACAAAUGGUUACUUUAGAACAAAAUAUUAUGUGAUUUAAUUAAUAUUUGGAACUUUAAUUGCACUUGAAUGUUAUGGUUUGAAUUGUGGGGGGGGGGGGGGAUUCUUCGUUUUGUUACCUAUGUUGUGUUGUUUUGAAAUGUGUCACAAGUGGUGGUGAUAUGAAAGAAGGAUAGCUGUGUCUCUUGUUAUUUUACUUCCUUUCUUUAGCCAACAGCAACCAGAGAAAACCCGUUAAACUGAAGCUCGCUGUGCUUCUAGGAUCAUUUUAUCUGUAGAACAAUCUCCAGCUGCCAGAGAGAAGAAGCUCCUCCCAUUAUGGCUUCUAGUAUGAAGGCGUUACGCACAUAUCAUCCCGAUUUCUCCAAAACCUUUGCAAUUAACCCAGAUUUGUAAUGAGUGGGCUCUGCUUCUCUUAAAUUGACUAAAUCUCAGUGUCUAUUCCACUGCUACUAUGUCUAUGAAAUCCAGUCCAUAUCGUGUAUCACAAGUCUACGUCUGCACCACAUGACUGGAUAUGAAAACAUGUGUGCUGCUUGUAAACCACCAAACUUCUGUCUUUCUUGUUUUGAGUUUUUUCAGAAUGCAUGUGUAGUAUCUCCUGUUUUCUGUCAUGUUUCUUUAAAAUCAGAUCUGCUGUCACUCAUCACUGAUAGAAAGUUUAAGCCGCAGUGUGUUUAAAUUCACCCAACAAUGGGACCUAAUCCAGAGUUUUGCAUGUUUCUGCAGAAAUAAUGCUGAGAAAUAUCCAGCUGCGUUUGGUUUGAGCUUAUGGGGCCACCACCGUUCCAGAUGUCUGGGAAUCUAUUCUGAUGUCAAAAAAAAGCAGAAAAAUAUUUUUGUGUAAAAGUGUUUAUAAAGCACAGGUUUUUUUAUAUUUCCUACCUUUCAGGGAGCCAUCUAUGCCUUGGUUUUAAAUUUUCAGAAUGUUUUUUAAAUGCCUGAUAUUAAACUGAUUCAUCUUGGAAUUUUUAUAUUUUUUAUUUUAUUCCUUUAACUGUCAAUAUUAGUAGGAUUUUGCUACAGUCCCACAAAAUCUUGUUGUGCAUUCAGUGCAUACAAUUACGUACACAUUUACAUGUAAAUUGAAUCGAUAAUUUGUCCUAAUAAAACAAAAAGAAACUACCGGUAUUCUGAAAAACAGAAACUGUGCCUGGUUGAAAAAAGUGUCUUCUGUAAUGAAACUUUAUUUUUAUAGCAAAGACACUCGAUUUGACAGAUUUUGUCAAACAGGGAUGGUUUAUUUUACAAAGUCUCAGAAGCAGUCUUCAGUCUGAUGAGACGUCACUAAAGCCUGAUCAUUUUUUAGUUUUUAAUCUGGACAUUCAUUAUGUUUUGCAGAGUUGAAGCAUUUUAGUCCUACAAUUAACAUUUUAAUUUCUAGAGCUCCAAAACCUGGACGUAAAAACCAGAGAUGAUGGCCGCUUCAGGGCUCUGCUGGUUUUUGUACACAGAGUCCUGAACUGAAGCAGAUGACUCAUGGGUAGGAAAUCAAUCUAAAACCUUCUGCUUUGGAAAACAGUCUGUGGUCUUGUGAAAUAUUUAGUUAAUGGCUUGAAAAACCCGAAACCACAAGUACGGUGCAUAACACUGAAGUUGGACUUCUGUUUUUUGUUUUGGCUUUAAAUAUCAAAUUAGACAGUUUAGGGAAACAAACACGAUCAGAGGAGAAACUAAUGACUUUGUGUUAUUGUUUGUUUCUACUUGUGGCCAAAUAUGUCCACACAUUCUGUGGCCUGCUUCCUGUCUGAAUGUGAGCACCCGUUAAAACAAGUAUUAUUAAAAGAGAGAGAGAG